This is a messenger RNA of Poecilia latipinna (sailfin molly), 2953 nucleotides long. It is a transcript of the gene pfkpa, whose product is annotated as phosphofructokinase, platelet a. The transcript is spliced from 24 exons. Gene Ontology annotation, cellular component: 6-phosphofructokinase complex; membrane; cytoplasm. Gene Ontology annotation, biological process: fructose 6-phosphate metabolic process; canonical glycolysis; fructose 1,6-bisphosphate metabolic process. The coding region runs from base 161 to 2686 and encodes 841 amino acids. Lineage: Eukaryota; Metazoa; Chordata; Actinopteri; Cyprinodontiformes; Poeciliidae. Gene Ontology annotation, molecular function: identical protein binding; monosaccharide binding; 6-phosphofructokinase activity. The record is from RefSeq and is a predicted model, not a curated record.
UAGACGCGGAACCGAGACACGCGAAGCAUAACGGCCAUACUAUCGGCAGAGGGGGCUGUGAAGACUGCUGCCCUUCAUCACAUUUCGGUACAACCUGUACAGAACUGUUGGGAGACUUUUAACUACUCUGACCCGAAAUAAAUAUUAAGCAGUCGAGAAAAUGGCGCAGCCGGACAGCAAGAAGAUAUUCUUUGAGAACCUGUCGGGAGCAGGGAAAGCCAUCGCAGUGCUCACGAGCGGAGGAGAUGCUCAAGGAAUGAAUGCGGCAGUCCGCGCCGUGGUCCGAAUGGGGCUGUACGUGGGAGCUAAAGUUUAUUUUAUUCAUGAGGGGUAUCAGGGGAUGGUGGACGGAGGGGAAAACAUAAGAGAAGCUACCUGGGAGAGUGUCUCCAGCAUGCUACAAGUGGGUGGGACCGUGAUCGGCAGCGCCCGGUGCAAAGACUUCCGCAGCCAUGAGGGCCGCCUGAAGGCAGCUCACAACCUGGUGAAGCGCGGCAUCACCAACCUAUGCGUGAUCGGCGGCGACGGCAGUCUGACGGGAGCCAACCUGUUCAGGGAGGAAUGGAGCGGCCUGCUCUCUGAGCUGGUGCAGCAAGGUCUGAUCGAAGCCGACGCCGUGCAGAAAUAUUCGGCCCUGCACAUCGUGGGGAUGGUGGGCUCCAUCGACAACGACUUCUGUGGAACCGACAUGACGAUCGGUACUGAUUCAGCCCUGCACAGAAUCAUCGAGGUUGUAGACGCCAUCAUGACCACCGCACAGAGCCACCAGAGGACGUUUGUGUUGGAGGUCAUGGGCAGGCACUGUGGCUACCUGGCCUUGGUGAGCGCUCUGGCUUGUGGUGCCGACUGGGUUCUGAUCCCUGAAAUGCCUCCGGAGGACGGCUGGGAGGAGAAGAUGUGCCAGAAACUAUCUGCGAACCGCGCAGGGAUGAAAAGGCUGAAUAUCAUAAUUGUCGCCGAAGGGGCGAUUGACCGUAACAACAAACCCAUUACAACUGACUAUAUUAAGAAUCUUGUUGUCAAAAACUUGGGCUUCGACACACGGGUCACCAUCUUGGGCCAUGUGCAGAGAGGAGGGACGCCGUCUGCUUUUGACCGCAUCUUGGCCAGUCGUAUGGGAGUGGAGGCCGUCCUGGCUCUCCUGGAGACCACCGCCAACACGCCGGCCUGCGUGGUCUCUCUCUGCGGGAACCAGUCGGUGCGCGUGCCUCUGAUGGAGUGUGUUCAGACGACUCAAGAGGUCCAGAAAGCCAUGGACCAGAAACGGUUUGAGGAGGCUGUCAAACUUCGGGGCAGGAGUUUCGAAAACAACCUGAGGACGUACAAACUGCUGGCUCACCGCAAACAUGAGUCUGAGCUGCCAGUUAGCAACUUCAACGUGGCGGUGCUGAACGUGGGAGCGCCAGCGGCAGGCAUGAACGCCGCCGUCCGGUCGGCCGUCAGGGUGGGGAUUUCCGAGGGACACAAGAUGUUUGCCGUCAGCGACGGCUUUGAAGGAUUCUACAAAGGGCAGAUUAAGGAGAUUAAAUGGGGAGAUGUUGGAGGCUGGACUGGACAGGGUGGCUCCCUGUUGGGAACUAAAAGGACGCUUCCCGCGAAGCAUGUCGACAAAAUUGCCGAGCAGAUGCGAAAGUACAAUAUAAACGCUCUGCUGGUAAUUGGCGGAUUUGAGGCCUUCCUGUCACUGCUGGAAUUGUCAGCGGCUCGUGGGAAAUAUGACGAGUUCUGUGUGCCCAUGGUCAUGGUCCCGGCCACGGUCUCCAACAAUGUGCCUGGCUCAGACCUCAGCAUUGGCGCUGACACGGCUCUGAACGCCAUCACUACUGCGCUUGAGUGUCUGCUGCAGCUGUGUGACGCCCGUUCUACCUUUGAGGAGUUUUGCAUCCCAAUGUGUAUGCUGCCUGCCACCAUAAGUAACAAUGUACCGGGCACAGAGCUGUCUAUCGGGGCAGACACGGCCCUGAAUGCUAUCGUGGAGACUUGCGACCGCAUCAAGCAGUCAGCCAGCGGGACGAAGAGGCGCGUGUUCAUCAUCGAGACCAUGGGGGGCUACUGCGGCUACCUGGCCACCGUGGGGGGGCUGGCGGCGGGCGCCGACGCCGCUUACAUCUACGAGGAGCCGUUCGACAUCAGAGAUCUACAGGCUAACGUUGAACAUCUGACAGAGAAAAUGAAGACCAGCAUCCAAAGGGGACUGGUGCUCAGAAACGAGAACUCCAACGUGAACUACACGACCGACUUCAUCUACCAGCUGUACACGGAAGAAGGCAGAGGAGUGUUCGACUGCAGGAAGAAUGUGCUGGGACACAUGCAGCAGGGAGGAGCGCCGUCGCCGUUCGACCGCAACUUUGGGACCAAGAUCUCCGCCAAGGCCAUGCAGUGGCUUUCCCAGAAGCUGGUGGAGUCUUACAGAAAAGAUGAAGGCCGAGUGUUUGCCAACACCGAGGACACCUGCUGUCUGCUGGGGAUGCACGCCAGGGCUCUAGUCUUCCAGCCCGUCGUGGAGCUCAAGGAUCACACCGACUUUGUCCACAGGAUCCCCAAAGAGCAGUGGUGGCUGAAGCUGCGUCCCCUGAUGAAGAUCUUGGCCAAGUACAAGACGAGCUACGACGUAUCUGACUCGGGACAGGUGGAGCACGUCAUACACAGCCGACCCAAAGACUCGGACGCUUCGGUCGCCAUGUGAAGGCACUUUGCUGUCCGCUGUCCCGUGAAGUCCAGCCUCUGUGUGUGUGUGCGCGUGUGUGUGCGUGCAAGUGUGUGUGAGACAGAGACUAGUAAGUUCUGGAACUGAUAGUCCAGAUGUUGUAAUGGAAGCUCAGCGAAACAGCGUCGUGUUCGUUUCACUUGUUACCAUCAUCUCCCCUCAGAUCACAACUGAUGAAUUUUAACCGAGCCUUCCAGUACUCCCGAUGUUACGUAACACAACAGUCUUGCCAUACAUAUGCGGGUU